UACAAUUGCCGCCGUCCUCUCGGGGAGGGGGCCAGCGAGAGAUUGUGAAAAGACAGGCUACUGGUACUACUAGAAGUGUCGGACCUGAACAUGAUCAAAAAUAGCUCAAACUUCGCAUCAUAGCAUACGCAUUAGCCUGAUUUAAUCGCGCUUCUUUGGCCCGUCCUACAUUGCCGCGCAGGGAGGAGCCUACCAUGCCAUGUUGGUCUCUCCCGGCCCGGACCGUCUUUACUUAUAUUUACAGCACGUGUUCAGUGACGUCAGGCCUCUAAUCUGCCUUUACUGCUCUGAGCUGAGGUAACGUUACUUGUACUCUGUUGAGGUACAAAGUCCGCGGUGGGCUCAACAGACAUAGGAAACGUACCAUACGGUCACCACUACCCGUUUCAAGUCAUAUCGCCGUCACAAAAGAUCACAGUCUGACGAUGGCCAAAGACCUGACUUACGUGGUUACGGGUGGAUAUGGAUUUGUUGGGGUCCAAAUUGUGAAGAUGUUAGCGGAGAGGGGAACCAAUAUCAGGGAAAUCCGAGUCGUCGGCAGGAACCCGCAAAACUUUCAGCCCCUCGACUUGGGAGAUAAAGAAAUCAACAUCCAUGCCGUGGCUGGGGACGUACGGGACCCAGUGCGCAUGUCAGAAAUCUGCACCGACGCCGAUGUCGUGAUCCAUACGGCGGCAGUGGUCGAUUUUCUGGGAUCGAUGAGUGACGACAUCCAAUUUGAUAUCAAUCUGAACGGGACGGAAAAUCUCCUGCAAUGUUGUGUGAAUGCAGACGUUCCGUGUUUCGUAUACACCAGCAGCACGGCGGUCAUUGGUCCAAACUCUCGCGGUGAUCCGAUAGAGAAUGGAGACGAGAACACUCCUUACGACACCUCAAGUCCACUCAUGACGUACAACAGGACCAAGGCUGCUGCCGAGAAGGCCGUCGUCCGGGCGGACGGACGCAAAACAAAACACGGGAAAACGCUCCACACGUGCAUUCUGCGGCUUGGCGGACUGUUUGGUGAGGGUGAAAUGCCUGUAAUCAAACACUGUCUGGACAACGGGAUCGACCUCUUCGCCAAGUCGCAACCACGAGUGGGUAGGAAAGCCACCAAAGCACGCCUCACCUACACAGGGAACGUGGCCUGGGCUCAUCUUCUGGCCGCACAGAAGCUUCUGCAGUCACCAGAAACCAUCGGCGGCGAGGUUUUCUUCGUUGCUGACGAUACUCCUGUUCAGAGCGAUUCCUGUACUCACAACGCCAUCUUCAAUCCUUGCAGAAUCCGCUGGGACGACAACCUCGUGCUCCCUCUCUGGCUCCUCUAUUUCAUCGCUUUCUCCUUAAAGUGUCUAAGCAUUCUCAUGAAGCCUUUCUACAACUUUGUUCCGCCUCUAAAUCGAGAGAUUCUGAUACUUGUCAACACUAAUUUCUACUUCAGCUACAAGAAAGCCACCAGGCUUCUUGGCUACAAGCCGCUAUUCACAUGGGAAGAGGCCAGGGAGAGGACUGCCGCAUGGUUCGUGGACUGGAAGGCCAAAGGCGCCACGUUUUCAAAGUGAUAUCGAUCUAAUUCAGUGAUAGGUGCAACAAUAACAGGUUCAGCACACUGCAUACAACAAUAAAAUGGUUCAAAAUUGA
Branchiostoma floridae (Florida lancelet) is the source of this 1620-nucleotide messenger RNA. Its product is annotated as 3 beta-hydroxysteroid dehydrogenase/Delta 5-->4-isomerase type 1-like. The transcript has 6 exons. Gene Ontology annotation, biological process: steroid biosynthetic process. The coding region runs from base 426 to 1541 and encodes 371 amino acids. Lineage: Eukaryota; Metazoa; Chordata; Leptocardii; Amphioxiformes; Branchiostomatidae. The record is from RefSeq and is a predicted model, not a curated record. Gene Ontology annotation, molecular function: 3-beta-hydroxy-Delta5-steroid dehydrogenase (NAD+) activity.